GUGCUUCACACUCUCUCACCUCCCCCUGCUCUUGCUCCAGCCAUACAGACAUGAUGCUACAGGAGAGCACUUCACAAGACUGUUACAGGAGCUAUCGGCAUAACAGAAGCUGAUGUGCUGCAGUCUGAUGUGCCUCACUUUUUUUCUUCAUUUUAUCGUUCCUUUUUCAUUGGGAUUUGUGAGAUAAAUAAUUACCUAAAUAUACAGGAGAUAUUGGGAAGGUAGCUGGCUAGACCAGUCUCAAGGGGGUUUCCCCAUGUUACCCUCUCGCUGAAGGUCUUACUCUGAACCAUAUAGAAUUGGGCAGAAUAAAUACGAGUUUCUUAUUUUUUGUGAAGAUAUCUCUAUUUUGGAUCUUAGAACGUUUGGAAAGAAAUCUCUAUUUGGGAUCUUUGGAAAGUUUGCAAAGAUAUCUAUUUUUGGGGAAUUUGCAAACUGGAAAAAACCUUUUUGUGGAUAACUUGUUUUGGAAAUCUACUCCAUAGUUCCAGACUUCCAAUUCCAGAAUGCUGUGUUCCAGAGGCAUGCUCCAGCAGUGGAGUCUAGCUGUGUUCCUGCUGUACUCUUCUGUCCCUCUCUACGGGAGACGCAUCGAUGCUCUCACUAACAGAAUGAGGAGGUCAGUGAGCCACGCCCAGCUGAUGCACGAUAAGGGCCGUUCCCUGCAUGAGUUCAAGAGACGGCACUGGAUCCAGGAACUACUAGACCAAGUCCACACGUCCGACAGCGAGCGAGCCCCGGCUCCCCAGAGCAGGACCAGUGCUAAUGAGUGUCACAGCACCUUCAGCGGAAGCGCCCUAUCCCCCCCCAAACCCUCUGGAGGGACCAAGAACCUCCCCCUGAGCUUCCGGCUGGGAGGGGAGGGGAGCAACCUCCCCCAGGAGACCAACAAAUCUGUGGCCUACAAACACCAACCUCUGAAGGUGGUCACCAAGAGGAAAAAGAAGGUGAAGGGAGAGAGAGGGAGACGGAAGGAGAGCGAGAAGAGGAGGAGGAGGGCUCGCUCUGUAGUCACAAGUCUUACGACACAAAGAGAGGAGUUACAGAGGACACAAGACACUGUGUGACAAACAUACUUCAUGAUGUAGCCUUUGGGUGGCGCUGCACUAAGGACUCUGACUGACAAAGAUUCCAGCAUCACUGACUGAGACUCAGCCUAAUGUCUCAGACUCGAAACAACUGGUCUCUCCAUACCAUGGCCAUUGGUCUUUGCUUGUAUUGUUUUAAUCUGCUGCUUUUUCCUUGUGCCUUGAUAUACAGUAAUAUGUUGCUACUUUUAUUAUAACACAUAACUUCUGUAUACAUAUUUAUUAGGUAAAUAAUAUGAAAAUCAUCAGCCAUGUUAAAUGAAUCUUUAACUCAUCCCUAGUUAGAUAACAAUGUAAGAUAUGGGCCCUUCAGGAGCAAUUUACUGUAUCUCCCCAAUACCCUUUAAAUCCUCUUCAAUCAGAUGUCCAUGUGUAAAGUACAACAUAAGCAACACAGUAAACGUUACGCAUAAAAUAUUUAUUGUUUGUACAUAUUUAAAUUCACAAAAUGAGGGAGGAUCAUUCUUUCUUUUUUUUACUGCCCGGUAGCUUUUUAGAUAGUCGAUAUUGUGAAUAUAUCAUUUCUUAUCUGUAGUUAGUAUUAUUAGAUCCAUAACAAAUGUUUUUACCAUAAUUUAUUUCAUUUGAACUGUAUAUUUAUUUUGUGAAUGUAUUACCGUGCUGCUGAUUUUUUGAUAUUUUAUAAUAACAUAAAAUGCACUUUAGAUAUAAUGAUGAUAUCCAUAUGUUUUGUUAAGUUACAUUGUUAUAAGUGUUCUCAUUUGUGGUUGAUUUUAAUUAAGAAAGAAAACGUUCCUUUGUUGAUAAACCCUUUAUUUUUAUUUUUAUUCUUGGUUUCUAAUAUUACCCAAUCAUCUCAUUGACUAGUAAGUUAUUGGAUCGUCCAUCAAAUUCUCUCUAGUUUUAAAAUAUUUUUUUUUUAUAAAAACAAGCCAGAGUUGAAACUGUUGGUAUGAUUACAGACUUGUUAAGAUUCAUGUCAUGUUUAGCAUUUGCACUGAGAGCACAAUCAUUAAAAUAAUAAUAAUAAUAAUCAAACCAAAGAUUAAAAUCUUCAUGAAAA
Messenger RNA from Oncorhynchus tshawytscha (Chinook salmon), 2112 nucleotides. Its product is annotated as parathyroid hormone-related protein-like. The record is from RefSeq and is a predicted model, not a curated record. Gene Ontology annotation, cellular component: extracellular region. Gene Ontology annotation, biological process: adenylate cyclase-activating G protein-coupled receptor signaling pathway; regulation of chondrocyte differentiation; osteoblast development. The coding region runs from base 507 to 1067 and encodes 186 amino acids. NCBI's taxonomy places the organism in Eukaryota, Metazoa, Chordata, Actinopteri, Salmoniformes, Salmonidae. The transcript has 3 exons. Gene Ontology annotation, molecular function: peptide hormone receptor binding; hormone activity.